Vicia villosa (hairy vetch) is the source of this 1821-nucleotide messenger RNA. RefSeq lists its product as uncharacterized. Gene Ontology annotation, biological process: proteolysis. Gene Ontology annotation, molecular function: aspartic-type endopeptidase activity. The record is from RefSeq and is a predicted model, not a curated record. The transcript has a single exon. Lineage: Eukaryota; Viridiplantae; Streptophyta; Magnoliopsida; Fabales; Fabaceae. Bases 1 to 1821 code for a protein of 606 amino acids.
AUGCUGGAAAGAGAGAUGAUGGACAUGUUCAUUAAUACUCUAGAGGGCCAAUAUUACUCCGCCUGCUCUCCAUCUUCGAGCUUCGCCGAUCUGGUUAUGAUUGGUGAACGAAUUGAAAGUGGGAUUAAGGCUGGAAGAAUACAGAAUCCAAGUGCUGCUAGUUCUUCCUUUGGGACUGGUGGAAAGAAGCCAUACAACGGAUUUGCCAAGAAAAGAGAGGGCGAGACUAGUGCUGCUUACUAUGGUGGAGGCAGAAAUCAGGCUUAUCAACAAGUAGCCGCUGUGACUAUACCAAAUGUUCCUUUCCAAGAUCAACAACAAGGGUAUCCACCACGACAGUAUCAACAACGACCGAAACUGCCAGAAAGGGUUUUUGAUUCGAUCCCGAUGACAUAUGCACAAGUAUUGCCAUAUCUCCUCGAUUUGAAUUUGGUCCAAUUGAGGACUCUGGCCACUCCUGCUAAGUUGCCUGCCAGUUGGGAUGCCAAUGCAAGAUGUGAGUUCCACUAUGGGUCACUUGGACAUAAUAUUGAAAACUGUAAAGCAUUGAAGCAUAAAGUCCAGGAUCUUCUCGACUCUAAAGCCAUCGAGUUCACUCCUACUCAAGGACCUAAUUUUGUUCAGAAUCCUAUGCCUCCCCAUGGAGCUCAUGCGGAAAAUGCCAUUGAGGUUGUUGAAGAUGCUCACCUGGUCAAGGAUGUGAUCGAAUUGGGCUCAUUGUUGCCAUUAUUGAAGAAGGAACUAUUGAGGAUGGGUCUAUACGCUGGUUGUGGAGAAUUCUGUACUGAUUGCAUGGUCAUUUCCUCAGUUUGUGAUAAGGUGAAAAGUGGGAUUCAACAGUUGAUGGAUAGUGGGUACCUACAGAUUGAGCGUGUGCGACGUCCGGAAAUGGUUGAGAACGAGGUUAACGUGGCUUCCAUUCCGUAUACUCCGGCCAAGAUUCCAAUUCAUGCUAGAGCACCUCCUUUGGCCAUUACAUUGUCUGGUCCCGUCCCGUAUAACAGUGAAAAAGCAAUCCCAUGGAAUUAUGGGGGAGAAGUUUUCUACCAAGGGGCCAAGUACGAGAUUAAAAUGCCAGUUGAGAAAGAAGAUGUGAAUAAUGUCGUUGGAGUUGGGAGAAUGACAAGGAAUGGUCGUAUUUUCAAUCCUCCUCAGAAUGCCCGUGAUGAUAAUGCCGAAGCUCUAGCUCAGGCUAAAAGGAAAAGAGUGGUAGAAGAUACAGUGGAUCAAGGACAAAGCUCUAAUUCUGAAGACACUGUAGCCAAAGAAAUGGAAGAGUUCCUAAAGAUCAUCAAGAAAAGUGAGUAUAAAGUGGUUGACCAGCUGAGUCAAACUCAAUCAAAGAUUUCGAUCUUGCAGUUGCUCUUGUGUUCGGAGACACAUCGAAAUGCUUUGUUGAAACUUUUAAGUACCGCCUUUGUCCCUCUGGAGAUCUCAGUGAAUCAACUUGAAGGGGUGGUGUCAAACAUCAAUGCUGGUAAUGGAUUGGGAUUCACCGAUGCAGACUUGCCUUCCGAAGGUAGAAACCACAAUAGAGCUUUGCAUAUAUCGGUAGAGUGUAAAGGGACUAUGUUAUCACGUGUUCUCGUGGAUACUGGAUCAUCUUUGAAUGUACUACCGAAGUCGUCCUUGAUGAGGCUGGAUUAUUCUGGUGUUGAGAUAAGGCCGAGUGAAUUGACAGUGAGAGCCUUUGAUGGCUCAAAGAGAUCAGUGUUUGGGGAGGUUGACUUGCCGAUAAUGAUAGGCCCUCAGCUCUUCACUAUUACUUUCUUCGUGAUGGAUAUCCACCCGUCUUACAGUUGUCUCCUGGGACGCCCAUAG